This is a messenger RNA of Closterium sp. Naga37s-1, 1020 nucleotides long. Lineage: Eukaryota; Viridiplantae; Streptophyta; Zygnematophyceae; Desmidiales; Closteriaceae. The record is from the annotation of a GenBank genome assembly.
AUGGAGUUCGUGUCGCCGGAGCAGCUGCGGCUCGACGGCCGACGACCCAAAGAGCUACGGCAGCUCAAGUGCGAGCUGGGCGUGCUGCGCUCUGCUGAUGGCUCAGCGUCAUUCGAGAUGGGCAACACCAAGGUGCUCGCGGUCGUGUAUGGCCCCCGCGAGACUCCUUCCAGACAGGGUGGUGGUGCAGCGUGUGUGAGUAUGGCUGCUGCUGCCCUCACCUUGUACCACCUUCAUUUCGCUCCGCCCCCCAUCCCAUGUCUCCAACAGGUGACCAACCGAACCAAGCAGACGCCCUGCGAGACAGGGCAGUGGUGCGCUGUGAGUAUGGCAUGGCUGAUGCUGCCCCCCGUUCUUUUUCGGCCUCCUCGUUACCGCUUCCCCCUUACGUCCCAUACCUACUCCCACUCCCAGGUGGCCAAUCAAGCGGACGCCCUGUCAGACAGGGCGGUGGUGGCCAACCGCGCAGACGCCCUUCCAGACAAAGUGACCAACCGGGCAGACGCCCUGCCAGACAGAGCAGUGGUGCGGUGUGAGUACGGCAUGGCUUCAUUCAGCACAGGGGAGCGACGGCGACGAGGAAAGAUGGACCGGCAACCACCCCCUCCCUCCCCUCCGCACCACAUACUCUCUCUCACGCACUCGUCUCUCCCCUUCCACUCCCUCCCAGGCACUCGCUCCGCGUGCAUCAAUGCGGCGACACUCGCCCUCUGCCAUGCAGGCAUCCCCAUGCGAGACCUGGUUACCAGCUGCGCCUCUGGUUACCUCAACGCCACUCCAUUACUAGACCUAAACUACGUGGAGGAUAGCGGGGGUGGCCCGGACGUCACAGUGGGCUACUUGCCAUCGUCUGAUAAGAUCUCCCUGCUGCAGAUGGACGCCAAGCUGCCCAUGGACACGUUUGAGGAGGUGGUGAAGCUUGCAGUCACGGGGUGCAAGGCCAUCGCACACCGCAUGAGACAAGUGCUGUUGGAGCAUACAGAGCGGUUGGCACUUGCACGUGGAGCAAUGCAGCUGUAG